Molecule: messenger RNA, 804 nt
Organism: Lodderomyces parapsilosis
Lineage: Eukaryota; Fungi; Ascomycota; Pichiomycetes; Serinales; Debaryomycetaceae
Exons: 1
Coding region: 1-804 (267 amino acids)
Source: RefSeq, a predicted model, not a curated record
AUGGCUGAAACUGAUCAACAACAAUUAAACACUUACAAGGCAGUGUCAAUCAUUACUUUGAUUCUUUCCAUUUAUGGAGGAUUAAAAUAUUCCGGAGUUCCAGAAAAUUAUUUAUCUCAUACUCCAUACUCUGGCAGUAACAUCUUGUUGAUCAUCUACUGGGGGGUAUUGUAUCUUUGGCAAAUCUUGUACACGGUACAAACAUUUUUCCCUGAUGAAUAUCGUUUGCUGAUUGUUCAAUUGGUUGGAUGGCAUUUCCCCAUUUUCAAUGUAUUGCAUUAUGUUUGGGCCGAAUUGUUUACUUCAGGACAUUACUUUUGGAGUGAAGUAAUUGUCAUUGUCAAUUUGUUCAAUAUCUUGGGAUUGUACUUCAGUCACAAGACUUUUACAUUGAGACCAGUUGGCAAUUGGUUAUUGAUUCAUGCUCCAUUGGUUGCUUUGCCAUUCUCAUGGUUGUUGUAUGUACUUUUCUGGAAUGGAGCUGUUUGGUUACACAUUCACAAGACUUGGGGUAGAAUUGUUGCCAAUGUCUUUAUUUGGGAUUUCUUGUUGGUUCCAGGAUUGUUUUUGUUGAUUUUUAAUGAUUGGGCUAUUGGGUUUAGCUCCUCCUAUCUCAUGUUUGCCUUGGCUUUUGGACAAUUGGCAACUAAAGUCUUUGCUUUGCAAUGGAUCUUUGCUUUUGUUAUUGCUGGUAUUUUGGUGGUUUGGAGUGCUGGAUCAAUGAUUAUUGGUGGGGUAAGACAAGCAAGUGGAGAAUCGGCUCCUUUAUUGGUUGUUGAAGAAGAAAGAGUUGGUGGUAACUAA